AUGAGCAGCCAUGACCAUCUGACCGUGCAUCAACGAGGAAGGCACGGCGAACCUCUGAAUGCAGAGGACAAGGAGGCUUCGUCGUCCUUCAUUACGCCCAUCCCUCACCUCUUCCACCGCAAUCACGAUGACAUCAUCUAUGAGCCGUCCACACCGGCGACGUACGACGAGUGGAGCGUGAGCCUGGGUGUGGACGAGGCUGUGAUCAGAGAGCAGGGCUGGCCACUCGGUGCCAGCCAGACGACAGUCAAGCUCGUCGAUCUAAUGGGCAACGAGGACGAGGUGGACGUGACGGCGGUGCUGGAGUGCGCAGGGAACCGGCGCGAGGAGCUGGUCGAAAGCGAGCAUGGCAAGGCAGAGGGCAUACAGUGGAAGGCUGGCGUCAUCUCCAAUGCCGUGUGGUCGGGUGCCUCGGUGCGCUCCAUGCUGCUCCGCUUAGGCGUGGCCGAUCCGUACGCCCUCCACGCCGACGCAACCCGGCUCGUACCGUCCGAGGAGAGCAUCGCGCACGAUGCGGCAGCCUGGUCGCGGGACCUGCAUCUGCACCUCCUUUCGUCGCAGCCCUCAUCGGAGUCCGACAGGCCGGCAGGCGAGCACUUUGGCGCUUCGGUCCCUCUGGCGACGGCCAUGCAUCCGAAUCAGGCUUGCUUGCUGGCGUGGAAACACAACGGCACCGCCCUCUCGUGCGCCCAUGGCUUUCCCCUACGUGCCGUGGUGCCCGGCCACGCGGGCGCGCGCUGGGUCAAGUGGCUCAGCGGGAUGCGCGUGAGCAAGCUGGCCAACGACAGCCCGCCAAUGAGACUCGACUACAAGAUCAUCGAGCCGCCGAGCGAGGGUGAGAAGGCAUGGAGGGACGAGGUGAUGGGUGUGCCACAGAGGCGAAAGGAGAUCCUCGAAGCCGCCGAGCCGCUGCAGAGGCUGGGCAUCGGCUCGGCCAUCGACGAGCCAGUCGAGGGCCAGGCACUGCAGCUGGGAGGAGGAGGAGGAAGAGGAGGAGGAGGCAGCAGUGCGUGUGCCAGAGGCUAUGCUGUCGGACAGGACGGAUCGCCAGUGUCCGUCGUCGAGUACAUCUUUGUCGCCGAUCCGGGCCGGAAGCUGGCUUCGGUGGCCGAUCUCCGCAACGCGGCGGAUUCAAAAGGCGCCGAAGCAUGGGCCAGGGCAACGACGGUCCAGAUGUCGAAUCAGCCCGAUGGUGAUGAACAGCUGGCGGCUCGCUUCAGCUGGGCAUGGUCCAUCUGGCAUACAGACUUGCCCUGUUCGUUGCGCUCAGCGAUGGGCGACGAGGGCGUCAAUCGAUAUGCGCUAAUCGUCCGGGCCACUACACAGGCGGGCGUCAUGCAGGAAAGGGAGUCGCCGUGGAACAUUCGGGGGUUUAAGACGCGAAGCUGGCCUGUCGUGAGGGGCCUGUCGCUGUCAUAA
Acaromyces ingoldii is the source of this 1419-nucleotide messenger RNA. Its product is annotated as molybdopterin binding oxidoreductase. Gene Ontology annotation, cellular component: mitochondrion. The transcript has 4 exons. The coding region runs from base 1 to 1419 and encodes 472 amino acids. The record is from RefSeq and is a predicted model, not a curated record. NCBI's taxonomy places the organism in Eukaryota, Fungi, Basidiomycota, Exobasidiomycetes, Exobasidiales, Cryptobasidiaceae.